Amoebophrya sp. A120 is the source of this 1551-nucleotide messenger RNA. NCBI's taxonomy places the organism in Eukaryota, Dinophyceae, Syndiniales, Amoebophryaceae. The record is from the annotation of a GenBank genome assembly.
GACUGUCUGCGCGGUCAGGUCGGAUUUGCUGGAUCCAAGUGUCGCUGAAGGUAGUAGACGUUUCACGUUUAAUACUUUCUACUGUGGAAUAGAAUUUAUUUCGAAACGUGCGAAUAAAUAUUGUGCCUGCUAUAUUAAUGUUGUGUUAAAAGACCCCUUUCUGUACUACCUGUGUGCCUCUCGUUUGGGCAGGCGUGGUACUGAUGCACUGCAACAUCACGAAGUAGUACUUCGUUAUUCAACAACAGUUGGUGGUCCCAGAGUCGUGCCAAAGGCCGAGCCCGUAAAGGAAACUGCCGUGGCUGAAGAGGUACCGACAAGGGCACCAGCGGGCGAGACUGCCGACGAGCAGGCAGCCAGGGAAGCAAAAGAGGACGAGGCGGCGGCGACGAAGGUAUUUGUUACGCGCGUGAUGUGUAGCUGCAACUAGUCGAACGAUACUUAGAAGUAUACUGUGUACAUUCUCAAUUUUUGAUGCUGCGGCUGCAUUGGUGAACACACCGACCAGUCUUUAUCUUUUGCAACCAGCUCUACUCCCAUUCUGACAACGAACAUCGCUCCUGCUCAGGUUCAAUCGCUCUACCGGGGCAAGCGCGACCGGGCGGAGGUCCAGGCGAAAAUGCAAGCGAAAAAAGUAUGGUGUUCUCAAACGUUACAUUCUCAACUGUUACAUGGGUUUGUGAUGCAAAAACAGCAAUAGGGAAACGGGCGAGCUUGCACGUCUCGCAUCACAAAUUUGGCACAGAUUUAGACGCUGUCUAGCCCUUCGAGACUUUGCCAUGCGAAGCAGCAUGAUGGUCUGGCGGCUCAUGAUCAUUUUGCAUGACAAAUCAUGUAACAGUUGAGUAUGUAACAGUUGAGAGCCCCAUAAAAAGAGCAGGAGGAACGCGAGCGGGCGGAAGAGGAGGAGGCCGCCACACGCGUGCAAGCGUUGUACAAGGGGAAAAAAGCCCGGGCCAAGGUGCAGAACAUGAAAGAGGUAAAGUACGCCAGUGCCGACGCAAAUGCCGCCAGUGGCGACGAUGCGGAGGCGUAGGGUUGCUAGUGAAGCUCGCUUUCACCUGAAAGACGCUGAAACUCGAUGGAUUAUACUUGAGAAUACUACAUCAAACACGCUGAAGAAAACAAGUCUAACUAUGUCUAUGGUACAUCAACUUCAAUUAUACGCAAUUUCUGAAAAUCUUCAAAUCUACAGACGAGAAGAUGGUGAUGGAAUCAAGAUCAAUUAUACUUAUCGGAAAAAUUAUACUACGCAAAGAGGGAAAAAUCAAACUCAGGCAAUAUCCGAAAUUGCGCAGCUGCGAAGGUAAAUUGUAGUGUGACCUCAGCAGUGCUUGGCGCCGGAGUGCAUAUCUGCUGCCAAAAGCAACUGACGCCGCUCGCUGCACAAAUUUAAGUUUCAUCCUGUACAAAAUUUGCAAAAAACGAACAGCAGAGGAAUGAUAAUGAAGAUGCCGCGGUAGCUGCUACGGCUUUGGCGACUGCUCGAAUCGUCUCCAUGUUGUCGGUCGUCGUGUGCAUCAGCAAGAUAAAGGAAUGCAUUUUUCAUAC